CAGACGAUUACAUCCCCAAGCUCAUGCGACUCCAGAUCCAUGAGCAGAUCAGCACUCUUGCGCAGGGCGCUCAUUUUGGCAUCGCCAAGACCAUCACCAAGCAUACAAUGGCUUCCAAUUAUUAGCCGAGGCUUCUCGUCCGGCCGGUAUCUGUGGCGUUCUGAGGACCCUCGGAUAAAGGCUUUGGGAAGGGAGAUAUCAGAUGACUAUGCCACGAUCCGAGAAAAGUACAAGACUCCAAAAUACCCCAUCGUCCUUGCUCAUGGCCUCUUCGGCUUUGCUGAGCUUCGCCUCGCAUCCUACCUCCCAGCCGUCGAGUACUGGCAUGGCAUCCGAGAUGCCCUCACCGCACAGGGGGCGACAGUCCUGACACCUACCGUGCCUCCGUCCUCCUCCAUCGCCGAUCGCGCCGCCGCCCUUCGCUCUGCCCUCGAAGCCCAUGCGCCUGCCCCCGAGGCCGUCACCAUCAUCGCACAUAGCAUGGGUGGCCUCGACGCUCGAUACAUGCUCGCCCACCUCAAGCCCCUCCCCGUCCGAGUCGCUGCCCUCGUAACCGUCGCCACGCCGCAUCGCGGAAGUGCCUUUGCCGACUACCUCCUCGACGAGCAGAUCUCGCCGUUACACCUCCCCCGGCUAUACUGGAUGCUCGAACGGGCGGGCCUCGGCACUGCGGCCUUUGCGCAACUGACAAGGCGAUACAUGGCUGAGGAGUUCAACCCGAGCACCCCCGACUGCCCCGAUGUACACUACUUCUCAUACGGAGCAGCCGUCGAGCGACCGGCGCUGCUGAGCCCGUUCCGGCACCCACAUGCCGUGAUGACCAAGGCCGAGGGACCCAACGAUGGGCUCGUCAGCGUCGAGAGUAGCCACUGGGGCACAUACAAGGGGACUCUCCUCGGGGUGAGCCACUUGGAUCUGAUCAACUGGUCGAACCGGGUGGGAUGGACGGUGCGCGAGUGGAUGGGCAUAAGACGAACCUUUAACGCGAUUGCGUUUUAUCUGGACAUUGCCGACAUGUUGGCAAAGGAAGGAUACUGA
Messenger RNA from Fusarium falciforme, 1038 nucleotides. Its product is annotated as GPI inositol-deacylase. Gene Ontology annotation, molecular function: triacylglycerol lipase activity. Bases 40 to 1038 code for a protein of 332 amino acids. The record is from RefSeq and is a predicted model, not a curated record. NCBI's taxonomy places the organism in Eukaryota, Fungi, Ascomycota, Sordariomycetes, Hypocreales, Nectriaceae. The transcript is spliced from 2 exons.